Messenger RNA from Melanotaenia boesemani (Boeseman's rainbowfish), 1904 nucleotides. RefSeq names its product monoamine oxidase (gene maoa). The transcript has 15 exons. The coding region runs from base 76 to 1650 and encodes 524 amino acids. The record is from RefSeq and is a predicted model, not a curated record. NCBI's taxonomy places the organism in Eukaryota, Metazoa, Chordata, Actinopteri, Atheriniformes, Melanotaeniidae. Gene Ontology annotation, molecular function: oxidoreductase activity.
CGCUCCUCCGUGCGCCCUGCGUUGAGCGGCGAGCGGACACGGUCAGAGCAGGGUAAAGGCAUAGCAGACAGCACCAUGACUGCAACCAACAACACCUACGAUGUUAUAGUGGUCGGCGCGGGCAUAUCAGGUUUGAGCGCAGCAAAGCUGCUGAAAGCCAGCGGGCUGAAACCUGUAGUGCUGGAGGCCAGGGAUCGGGUCGGUGGCCGUACCUUCACCGUGCGGAACAAGGAGACAAAGUGGGUCGAUCUGGGCGGGGCCUACAUCGGACCAACUCAGAACCGCAUCCUACGGUUGGCCAAAGAGUACGGCAUAAAGACCUACAAAGUCAAUGAGAAGGAGAAUCUGGUGCAUUAUGUCAAUGGAAAGUCUCACCCAUUCAAAGGCUCCUUUCCUCCCAUGUGGAACCCUCUCGUCUUGAUGGACUUCAACAACCUCUUUAGGACGAUGGAUGAGAUGGGGAAAGAGAUUCCUAAAGAAGCACCCUGGAGAGCUCCACAUGCCGAGGAGUGGGACAAGAUGACCAUGCACCAACUCUUAGAAAAGAUCUGCUGGACCAGUGCUGUUCGUCGCUUUGCCACACUGUUUGUCAACGUGAAUGUAACAUCUGAACCCCAUGAGGUGUCGGCUCUGUGGUUCCUCUGGUACAUCAAACAGUGUGGUGGAACCAUGAGGAUCUUCUCCACCACUAACGGAGGACAGGAGAGAAAAUUUGCAGGUGGCGCGGGUCAGGUCAGUGAGUGCAUGGCCAAAGAGUUGGGUGACCACGUGAAGCUGGGGUCGCCCGUCUACAGGAUCGACCAGACCGGUGACAUGGUGGUGGUGGAGACGAUGAACAAGCAGACCUACACAGCCAGGUAUGUGAUCAUGGCUACUCCCCCCGCUAUGAACCUGAAGAUGCACUUUAACCCUGAGCUGCCCCCGCUGAGGAACCAGCUGAUCAACCGUGUCCCCAUGGGCUCCGUCAUCAAGUGCAUGGUCUACUACAAAGAGAACUUCUGGAGGAAAAAGGGUUAUUGUGGCAGCAUGGUGAUCGAGGAGGAGGGAGCUCCCAUUGGACUGACGCUGGAUGACACAAAGCCUGAUGGGAGUGUGCCUGCCAUCAUGGGAUUCAUUCUUGCUCGCAAGACCAGAAAGCUGUGUGACCUGACCAAAGAAGAGAGGUUAAAGAAAAUCUGCGAGAUUUAUUCCAAAGUGCUGGGCUCAGAGGAGGCUCUGCAUCCAGUGCACUAUGAGGAGAAGAACUGGUGUGAGGAGGAGUACUCUGGAGGCUGCUACACAGCCUAUUUCCCCCCAGGAAUCCUCACUCAGUAUGGCAGAGUGCUGAGGGAGCCGGUGGGCAGGUUGUACUUUGCAGGCACAGAGACGGCCACAGAAUGGAGUGGAUACAUGGAGGGGGCAGUACAAGCUGGAGAGAGAGCAGCCAGAGAGGUCAUGUGUGCCAUGGGUAAAAUUCACCAGAGUCAGAUCUGGAUGUCAGAGCCGGAGAAUGAGGAAGUUCCAGCACUCCCGUUUGAAACCACCUUCUGGGAGAGGAAUUCACCUUCAGUUGGGGGUUUUUUCAAGCUCAUGGGAGUUUCUACCUUCCUGUCUGUUGCUGUUGCAGCAGGCCUGGUGGCCUACAAGAAGGGCCUCCUGCCACUGAGUUAAACUGCCCACACUGGUCAUCUCAUCAUCUCAUCUGCAUCUCAAGGGAACACAACUCACUAGAAACUAUAUUCAUGCACUUCAGGUUCACUACUUUAUGCCCUGAGCUACAACUUGUGAACAGACUACAUAGGGUUUAGAAAGAAUUUUCCUUUUUUAAAUUUUUCUUUUUAUUUUCUUUUUUCAACACUGUGCUAUGUAAGAGACUGUUCAUUUCAUGCAAAAAUGAAGAAAAUAAAGCAGUGAUGGGCUGGCAA